AGGUCAACAUACUUUCGUGCGACGAGAUGUUGGUAGAAAAGAAGUGUUUGUGAGGUGUGUUCUUUUCGUCGGGAAACUGGUGCAGUUGUGCGUUGCGAAGGUGUGCCAACGUUCGAAGGAUAAAAAUUCAAAGUAAAAAUAAGAAUAAGAAUAAAAAAGUUGGGUUAAAUGGAUCGGUGCGGGUAUUGUGUCGCGACGCGGGUGCAUCGUUAGAGGAUAAAUAACAGUGUAAACGGGAGCUCGUAAAGCAGGAGAAGGAAGAAAGAUUUCAUGGGAUAUUAAGGACCCGGAGAACGGCGGAAAGAUGCGGGGUAGUCCUGCCUUCUUCGCCAUAUUACUCGGCACGAUAUUCGGCGUCCUCGGUGCGUCUCUCAGCAAGGCGUUGAGGUACAAAGCGCCGGACGAGUGCAAAUGGGUCACCGCGGGUGAUGCCGAGGACGACGUUUCCUUGGUUUGCCGUUUGAGGACCAUCAACAGCGAAUUGGAGAACACCAACUUCAGCGUCAUACAGCCUCAACACACGGUUCGCUUGCGUCUCGAAUGUAGCGACGCUCUUUUCUAUCAGAGUUCCCUAACCGCCGGUAGCUUCAGGCCGUUGGUCGAGCUCCGUGAGCUCGUUAUCGAGUACUGCAAGAUAGGCAAUCUCUCGGACGACGCGUUCAAAGGUCUUCGAGAGUUGCGUAACUUGACCGUUAGGACGCACAACACCGAUUGGUCCGCGAUGGCGUUGGACGUUUCGGCCGGCGCAUUCACGGACGAGCUGCGUCAAUUGGAAAAGCUCGAUCUCGGGGAAAACAAUAUGUGGAAUAUACCGGAAGGCGCUCUAUGCCCUCUGAUCAACUUGGAAAUACUCAAUUUGACGAGGAACCGUUUGAGAGAAGUGACGAGUUUCCGCUUCAAUGCGGUCAGCAAGUGCCUGUCGAGCUUGAAAGAACUCGAUCUUAGCAACAAUAGCAUCGAGUCCCUGCCUACCGCCGCGUUCUCCGGUUUGACCAGAUUACACAGCUUGGAUCUACGGUGCAACGCCAUAGGCUUUAUGGCGGAUCGCGCUUUCGAGGGCCUCUCGUCGCUGGCCAUCUUGAAGCUCGCCGACAAUCGUCUCUCCAGCUUACCCCCCGAGCUAUUCAGCGACGCGAGAAGCGUUCAAGAGAUUCAUCUUAGGAACAACACCUUGAACGUGCUACCGCCCGGGCUCUUCGGCGAGCUCACGCAACUGUUGGUGCUGGACUUGUCGCGCAACGAACUGACCGUCGAAUGGGUUAACGCCGCAACGUUCGGUGGUCUCGUCAGAUUGGUCGUGCUGGAUCUUUCGAGCAAUCGGAUAACUCGACUGGAUCCGACGGUGUUUCGCGAUCUCUACAGUCUACAGAUCUUACGGUUACAGGAAAAUCUGUUGGAGAGUUUACCGGAGAACACGUUCUCCGCCCUCUACAAUCUCCACACGUUACUUCUCAGUGACAACAGAUUGACCGUCAUAGACGCUACCACGCUCAGUGGACUUUACGUGCUCAGCUUGCUCUCCCUCGACAACAACAGAAUCCACACGAUACACCCGAGCUCGCUGAAGAACGCCUCGUCCCUCCAGGAUCUUCAUCUUAACGGUAAUCGACUGACAUCGGUGCCGGACGCCCUCAAAGCCACUCCCCUCUUGCGUACUCUCGACCUGGGCGAGAAUCUCAUUUCCGAGAUACCGAGUGGCACCUUCGACCACGUGGCGCAACUCUAUGGUCUUCGGUUGACCGAGAAUCACAUAGGGAAUCUGACCAAGGGCAUCUUCGAUCGCAUCAAAGAAUUGAAGAUCUUGAAUCUGUCGAGAAAUCGGAUACAGUACAUCGAGCCGGGGACGUUCGACGAGAAUCUCAAUCUCCAGGCCAUACGUCUCGACGGGAAUCAGUUGACCGACAUUGCCGGGCUCUUCACCAAUCUACCGAAUCUCGUAUGGUUGAACGUCAGUGACAACAAACUCAAGUGGUUCGAUUACGCGAUGAUACCGACGGGACUCCAGUGGCUCGACAUACAUUCGAACGAGAUACGCGAGCUAGGGAAUUACUUUGAAAUAGAGAGCCAAUUACAGUUGAGUACCUUCGACGCCAGUGAGAACAAGCUAAUGGAGAUUACGGGCAACGCGAUACCUAUGAGCGUCGAAUUGCUUUUUCUCAACGACAACCUCAUAUCAAAGGUGCAGAGUUACUCCUUCUUCAAGAAACCGAAUUUGACGCGGGUCGAUCUGAAGGGCAAUCAGAUACGAAACCUCGAGCCUUACGCGUUACGGAUCAGCGCCGUACCACCGGACAAACCUUUGCCGGAGUUCUACAUCGGCGACAAUCAAUACCUUUGCGACUGUACGAUGGAAUGGUUGCAACGCGUAAACCGUCAAAACCAAACGCGGGUUCAACCGAGAGUGAUGGACCUGGAGAGCAUCUACUGCAAACUUCUUUACGACCGAGAACACGCGUUCGUACCUCUGGUCGAGGCCUCCCAUUCCCAAUUCCUCUGCAAAUACGAAACCCACUGCUUCGCCCUCUGCCACUGCUGCGACUUCGACGCUUGCGACUGCGAAAUGACCUGCCCGUUGAACUGCACUUGCUAUCACGAUCAAUCCUGGUCGGCGAACGUCGUCGACUGUUCGAACGGCGGUCACACGAACAAACUGCCCGAACAGAUACCGAUGGACGCCACUCGGCUCUACCUCGACGGUAACGAUCUCCGCGUCGUGUCCAGUCACGCUUUCAUCGGUCGUAAGAAGCUGAAAGUCCUCUUUUUGAACUCGUCCAACAUCGAGAUCGUGCAGAACAGGUCGUUCAACGGUCUGCGCGACCUCGAGGAUCUCCACUUGCAGGACAACAGGAUUCGUGAGUUGCGGGGACACGAGUUCGAGGGAUUGGACGCUCUUAGGCAGCUACAUCUUCAACGGAAUCAGCUCGUCUCGAUCGGUAACGACACGUUCGCGCCGUUACGUUCGUUGCGAGUCCUAAGAUUGCAAAGCAACCGGCUUACGACUUUGGCGGUCUGGACGUUACCGUCGUCGAUCGAGGUCAGCCUAUCGGCCAAUCCGUGGUCCUGCGAGUGCGACUAUCUUCAGAGUUAUCGCGAAUGGAUACGCGAACCGAACGUUCGCGUAACGGACGCUUCCGAGUUACGUUGCGUUUACAACGUCACCGAGUUCGAGGCCUUCGGCGACGAGACAUUUACCGACGACGAGUUUGGCUUCUCCGUAACGGCAAACGAUCGUGACACGAACGUUAAUGGGAGUGCCAGUUCCUCGUGUACCGGUGCGGUCGCUAUAGACAACGAAGUGCAUCGAAAUUAUACGAAGACCAUCAUCGAGAAACAAGUAUUGCAGGACUAUUUGCCGCUUCUCGUUGCCACGUUGGCGAGUUCCUUGGUUAUCAUGCUGCUAUGUAUGCUAGCAUUUAUAUUUCGUCAAGAACUUCGGGUGUGGUUUCAUUCGCGUUUCGGCGUACGAAUAUUCUACAGAAAUCACGAGGUCGAUCGAGAUGAUAGGGAUAAACUCUUCGACGCUUUCGUUAGCUACAGCUCGAAGGACGAGGCAUUCGUAGCCGAGGAAUUGGCACCGGUAUUGGAGAUGGGAAAUCCUUCCUAUAAACUUUGUCUUCACUAUCGUGACUUUCCUGUCGGAAGUUUCAUAGCCGAUACGAUCGUACAAGCGGUCGAAUCGUCGAGGCGGACUAUCAUGGUACUCUCGGAGAACUUUAUCAAGUCCGAGUGGUGCCGUUUCGAUUUCAAAUCGGCUCAUCAUCAAGUAUUGAGGGAUCGUAGACGUAGGUUGAUCCUAGUACUCGUUGGUGACGUUCAUCAGCGUGAUCUAGAUCCGGACAUACGUUUGUAUUUAAAGACAAACACUUAUCUCCAAUGGGGCGACAAGCUCUUUUGGGAAAAACUCAGAUUCGCGUUGCCGGACGUCCCUAACAAUCAAAGGACCACGCAGAGAAGUAGACAACCGCCGCCUGUCCGACGGCAGCACAACAAUAGGACGUCCAAUGGAUCGCGCACGGUCUCCGUACAUAUAUAAACCUCGACAGUUAACGACUAUAUUAUUAUCGAUCUUCGUGGUGUCUUAGUGCGACUAAGUGACAUCCAUCGUCUAGUGGUAGUAUCGAUCCUGUGGUUCUUUUUUUCUGUUUAUUUCUUUUUUCUCUUGUGUGUGCAAUAGAGAGUGUAUAUAUAAAUGAUCGAAGGAGCGAGCUGUAGAAACGAUAAACAUUAUAUAAAUAUAUAUAUAUAUACAUACACACACAUAUA
Vespula pensylvanica (western yellowjacket) is the source of this 4263-nucleotide messenger RNA. RefSeq names its product toll-like receptor Tollo (gene Tollo). Gene Ontology annotation, molecular function: protein binding. Bases 305 to 4033 code for a protein of 1242 amino acids. The transcript has a single exon. NCBI's taxonomy places the organism in Eukaryota, Metazoa, Arthropoda, Insecta, Hymenoptera, Vespidae. Gene Ontology annotation, biological process: signal transduction. The record is from RefSeq and is a predicted model, not a curated record.